GCCUUGAGGAAGCCAUCUUAGUUGAGGCACGCGUGUCUGAAAGCCGGAGGCAUCAUUGGCUGUGGCCCCGCCGGAAGGGCAUUGUGGUACACGUCCGGUUGUAUGUGCCUUUUUAUGUUGCUUUCUGCUAGCAGGUGGCAUGGAUUAUCCUUGCCAGGAGCUGUAUGAGGGUGACAGAAGUUCCUUGGCAUGCAUGUUGAGCUUGGCAGAGGCUCAACAAAAAUUGAAUAGUUUGGCACUUCAUAAUUCAGAGUCCAUAGAUCAAGAACAUGCCAAGGCCCGAGCCGAGGUGUCAGAACUGCAGCGUAGCGAGGAGGAAUGGAGACGGAAAGAAGCUGCUUUGCCACUGGGGGAGAACGGGGGAAUGUCUUCUUCGGAUGCCUUUAGUCAAGAUGUUUUUAAUAAGAGCUUUAUCAAUCAGGGUAAAAGAGAGCAGGAAGAUGAACCAUUGUCUUUUAUACAGAGAUACGAAGGAAAAAUUCGACAUUUUGGUAUGCUCAGCAGGUGGAACGACAGCCAGUGUUUCCUGUCUGAAUACCCUGACCUUGUCUGUGAAGAAACUGCUAGAUACCUACAACUGUGGUGUUACCAUCUAGAAAGUGAGCAGAAAAAGGCACUUAUGGAACAAGUAGCCCAUCAAGCAGUUGUCAUGCAGUUUAUUAUUGAAAUGGCAAAGAGCAGUAAUGUGGAUCCUAGAGGAUGUUUUCGGUUAUUUUUUCAAAAGGCCAAAGCAGAGGAACAAGGGUAUUUUGAAGCUUUUAAAACUGAACUUGAAGCAUUUAAAUUAAGAGUUCGAAUGCACACAGAAUCUUCUAGAUGUUCGGCGGCAAUGGUGCAGAAUGUAUCUUUUUUAUCAGACUAUGGAAAUGUAAGAACACAGUGUUUUAACCAACAGGAUAUUCCACAGUGUCAUCUGAAUACUGGUACGGAUCAUGUAAACCUUAUGGAGCAGGUCGGAGAAGAGGACACAAAGAUGAUGGAUAUGCUAUAAUAUCUUCUUUGGACAAUGCUACAUGGACUCGUGUUCUUAUCAGUGACGGUUAUAAUACAGAAUGCUGCACUUUAUUUAUUGAUUUUUUUUUUUUCAUUUUACUUCCAAUGGGCAAAAUCCUGAGAACAGAUUGUGGUGUCUCUGCGUAAACCAAAUGCUGCUAUUUUACCAUGUCAGGCAAAAUAAUGGAAUUUAAUGCAGUGCUUCUGCCAAUAGUAGAUUCGCCUUCAAGCUCCCCUAUGGUUUUUAUGAGGACAAGUAUUAACUUGAAUAAAGAGCUAAUUACCUAUUGACAGUAUUUUGUGCAGAUCUGGAAUGCUUAUUUUUAUUCCAUCAUGAAUAUGAUCGUUUUUUACGACUGGAUCCAUGACUUUACAAAGGCGGGGACAAGAAAAAAUACAUAUUUUCUCAUCCGUUCAUUGGGGAACAUAGGCUUGACCAUGGGUAUAGCUGUUGCCACUAGGAGGCGGACACUAAGCACAAAAGUGUGAGCUCCUCCCUUUAGCUAUACCCUUCAUACAGGAACUAAGCUAAAUCAGUUUAAGCUUAGUGUCUGUAGGAGGCAGACCUCCCUGCUUUCCAGGUCUGCUAAUUUUCUUCCAUUUAUUUUUAUUCUUUUUUUCUUGUCUUCUAGCGGUAUUUUAGUCAGUCCUAGCUGCCUGCACUUCCCACCCAGGAGACGGGAGACCAGGGGGUCCGCAAGCCCGCUGCUCCUUCCCAGUCUCUAGAUGUCAAGGAGGACAAGAGAUUCCUAAAGCCUCUGCAUCCCGCCAGCCUUCGGAUCACCGCGGCCGUCCACUACAAGUCCCCUCUGUUCCGGUGUAGCAGCCCUCCUCAAGGGGCCGCACACCGAAGGUGGUGAUCCAGCUGGAGCCAGGGGGGCAGAAGACACCGGACGCGUGAGUAUUUCUGGCCCCCAGAGUGCUCCCCUCCUUCCUCCCCCUUCUCAGGUUACCUUGAGCAAUUCCCCCACGGAGGCCUUGUUCCCUCCAUGCGCCUUUUUCCUGUCGGGAGAAGCCUCCGGUGCACAAUGCCCCCUCUCCUCAGGGCCCUUCCUCCUUCUCGGGGUUUCUGGUCCCGUGCUCCGCGGGGGCCGCUGCUAAUCUAGACCCCGGCUUCUCUGCGGCCUACUCCCGCAUCGGCUCGCCGCGGGUUUAGCAACAGCUCUGUUAUCCCGGAGGGGGGGGGGCCUUGGCCUCUUUAGCAGGGUCGGUCCUGCGCUUCCAUGCAGUUUCUCCAGGGACCGACUCCAUUUUGGGGCCGUGCAUGAAGUUCUCCCCGCUUCCCCUCCUUCAGCUGUAUCCUGGGGAGAAUAUUGGCACCUUUUCUGCCUCCGCACACAUCCUGAUUCAAAUGCACCUCUGCGGGACUCUGGCUCAAGGCACCUCCGGACAAGCUGCAUUGAGGGACACAGGCCGGGUAAGCUCUGUCUCCCCUUCCUACGGGGUUUAACCUACACCCCUCAUCCUCCUACCUGUCACUACAGGGUACUCAUUAUGUCCAGGCCCCAAAGCAGGUGGUCACUUCUGUGCGCCAUUUUGCUUGUGCUUCUUGUCGCUCAAAAUUUCCAUCCGGUCAGUUAGAUCCCCUCUGCUCUUCGUGCUCUGCUCCAACGCCAAGUGGCUCUGCCCCUGACCCAGUCGCCCCUACUGCCCAGCCUAUGGUAGAGCCGGAGUGGGCACGCUCCCUGUCAAAGAUGGUACAGGACGUCUCCCAUACCAACAAAGUCGUUGUGGAAAUACUGGGGCGUUUGUCCGCAAGGCCGUCCUCUGACCAGUCCAGUCCAACUCUGGGGAUCCUGGGGCUCAUUACCAUCGCGGCCAUCCCACUAAACGGGCCAGACCAUCCUCCCCCCAAAAGGGUAUCUGCGUCUCCCGUUUCCUCUGCCUCUCCGCCACCUCCCAGAGAGUUUCACUCAGACGUGUCCUCCUUGGAAGAGGCAUGUUCCGAGGAGAGGAUUUUGUCUAUCCUGAGGGUCAGUCUUCAAAAGUCUUCAAAGCUGUCCUCCAUGGUGGAUAAUAUCAUUACAGCGGUUAUAUAGACCCCACACGCUCAUCGGCCAGCUCGGGUUUUUCCUUUAGUAAGGUCCCAUCGCUCUCUCAAAUGUUUCCCCAACCACCAGGAUUUUGAUUCCUCUUUCCAAGGAGUGGAAUUUUCCUGAUAGACGUUUUGCCUUGCCAAAACGCUUAGACGUCCUUUAUCCAUUUCCGGAGGAUUUGACUAAAAAGUGGUCGUCCUCACCUAUAGUUGACCUGCCAGUAUUCCGCUUGGCAAAACAUAACACUUUGCCGAUGGCAGAUGGGGCUUCUUUCUCUGAUAUCGGGGCUAAAAAAUUUGAAUAUUUUGCUAAAUUUUCCUUUGAAGCAGUGGGCACAGCACUGCGACCGUUUUUAGCCUCUACAUGGGUGAGCAACACUAUGGGGGAGUGGGCAAAUAAUCUACUUUAGGGUCUUACCUCGGGGGAACUUUCCGAUAUUGCCCUGCAGCUCUCCCAUGCCAGUGCAUAUAUUUGUGAAGCCUCUAUGGACGCGGCCAGGCUUAUGGCCCACUCGUCAGCCCUUUUGGUGGCUAUUCGCCGUACCCUAUGGCUCUCCUGCUGAGAGGCAGAUAAUGCUUCAAAGUGGACCCUGACGGCCCUCCCCUUUACCGGCAGCAGACUUUUUGGUAAAUGCCUGGACAAGAUCAUUUCUGAUGUUACAGGUGGUAAGAGCACUCAUUUACCACAGAACAGGGUUCGUUUCAACAAGUAAAAACAUAAAGCUCUUUUUUUUGCCCCUUUCAGAGUUUUUCCAGCCCCAAGUGGCCAACCGACAAGUCUGCCACGGAUCAGAUGCACAAACCUUCCUUCAAACCUCACCCUUUCUCGCGUCCCUGUCAACAGGGCUCCAAGUCCUAUAAUCCCAAGACCUCCUCUGCAUGAUGUGCAGCUUCCAGUGCCCUCUGAUCAGGUGGGUGGCUGGCUUCAUCUGUUUCGUCAUGCUUGGCUGGCUCACAUCUCUGAUGCCUGGGUGAGAGAGGUCAUCACAGAGGGUUACAAGCUGGAAUUCAGGUCCUUCCCUUUUAUCCCGAUUUUAUCGCUUGUCUCCUCCUACCGCUCCCUCUGCCGCAAAUUCCUUUUUUCAGGCUAUUCACACACUGCUGCGGCAGGGCGUGAUCGUCCCGGUUCCUGUGCAAGACCGUUUUCGCGGGUUCUACUCCAAUCUCUUUGUGGUCCCCAAAAAGGAGGGGGCGUUCCGUCCCGUUCUGGACCUCAAGGCACUCAACCGCUUCCUUCGGCUCCGCCGCUUCCGGAUGGAGUCCCUGAGAUCGGUCAUUGCGUCCAUGGAACCGGGGGAGUACCUGUCCUCGAUAGACAUCAAGGACGCUUAUCUUCAUGUUCCCAUCUGCCUCAGCCACCAAAAAUGUCUCCGGUUCGCAGUUGGUCCCUUUCACUACCAGUUUGUGGCCCUCCCGUUUGGCCUGGCCACAGCUCCCAGAGUCUUUACAAAGAUUCUGGCGGCGGUCAUGGCCCUGCUCCAUGCCAAGGGAUAUAGUGGCAAUCCCUUACUUAGACGAUAUCCUGAUAAAGGGUCCGUCCUUCCGGGCAACGGCGGACAGCCUGCGCAUAGUCCUGGACACCCUGGAAUACUUUGGAUGGAUCCUUAACCGUCAGAAGUCAUGUCUUUAUCCAUCUCAGUGGCUAACCUCUCUGGGCAUGUUACUAGACACCUUUCAGGCCAAGAUACUCUUGCCCUCGGAGAAGCUAUCCACUCUGUCUUCAGAUUCCCCCCUUCUUGCGGCCCCGUCCUCUUCCCAUUCGUCACUGCAUGCAGGCUCUGGGUCACAUGGUCUCUGCCUUCAAAGCAGUUCCCUAUGCUCAGUUUCAUACCAGGACUCUUCAGCGAGCCAUUUUAACCAAUUGGGACCGUUCCCUAGCCUCCCUGGAUCGGCCCAUACGUCUCUCUGCCCCGAUCCGCCGAGCCCUCAUGUGGAGGUUGGUUUCCCCGAUGCUGAUGUUGGGCCGCUCUUUCCUUCCUCUCCGUUGGACGGUGCUGACAAUGGACGCAAGCCGGUGGUGGUGGGUGUUAGGAAAUCUAUCUGUUGAAGGUGUGCGGUCACGCGAGGAGCGCUCCCUUCCAAUCAACAUUCUGGAAUUGAGAGUGCUUCGUCUCUCUGCUGCAUUGGAUCGGCCAUCUCCGGGGACGUCCGGUUCUAGUUCAGUCCGACAACUCCACGGCUGUGGCGUACCUCAAUCACCAGGGUGGUGCCCAGCAGCCAUGACAGAAACGGCUCUGAUUCUCAGCUGGGCAGAGAGCCAUGUUCCAGCUCUGUCGGCAGUUCACAUCCCCGGCGUCGACAACUGGAUCGCCGAGUUCCUCAGCCGGGAGCGUCUCGAUCCCAGCGAAAUGGGCUCUUCACCCGUAAGUUUUUCUAGCCAUCUGCGAGCGAUGGGGUCGGCCGGACGUGGAUCUCAUGGCCUCCCGCUCCAACCACAAGGUCAAGAACUUUGUUUGCGGUCUAGGGAUCCCAUGGCCCUCACGUGCGACACCCUAGUGAUUCCGUGGAGUCAGUUCAUGUUUCCUUACGUGUUCCCUCCUCGUCCUCUCAUUCCGCGUCUCCCCGGAAGAUCAGGUCCGACAGUCUGCCUGUCAUUCUCGUGGCCUACGAUUGGCCACGCCAAGUGUGGCACGCAUCUCUAGUCACCCUCGCCGUCGAACCCUGGCAUCUUCCUCUUCAGGAGGACCUCUUGUCGAGGGACUGAUCUUCCACCCAAAUUUAGGGUCUCUACAUUUAACGGCAUGGCUGUUGAAGCCGCCGUACUAAGGGCUCGGGGUUUCUCUGAUGCUGUUGUCCAGACCAUGAUUCGUGCUAGAAAUCUGUUGUCUUCCCGAAUCUACCACCGGACCUGGAAGUCCUACUUUAGUUCGUGCGAGCAUCACCAGCUGUCUCCCAUUUGUUUAUCAUUGCCGUAACUUUUUUGUCUUUCCUGCAGUUGGGCAUGGACUGGCUGUCAGCUCCCUCAAAAGGCAAGUUUCGGCACUUUCCAUUAUUUUUCAGUGGAACUUUGCUUCGCUUUCUGCGCCCCUUUCCGUCCUCCGCUGAAUCAUUGGGAUCUUAAUCUAGUGCUCAGCGCUCUCCAGUCUUCACCGUUUGAGCCUUUGCAGCAGGUGUCGCUUCGCUUGCUGUCCUACAAGGUGGCCUUUUUAGUGGCAAUUACUUCCAUCCGUAGGGUGUCGGAACUCGCGGCCCUUUACUGUCGCCCUUCCUGAUCCUCCAUCAGGACAAAGUAGUCCUUCACCCUGUUAAGUUCUUCCUUUCGAAGAUUGUGUCGGCAUUCCAUCUCAAUGAAGAGAUCAUUCUCCCUUCAUUUUGUCCUGACCUGUCUCACCCUCGUGAGCAAUCGCUCCACACUCUGGAUUUGGUACGAGCUGUUCACAUCUAUCUGUCCCAGACAUAAUCUUUCCGGCGGACGGAUUCCUUCCAGAGGGGCCGAGACGAGGGCUGGCUGCGUCUAAAACUUCCAUUUCCCGAUGGAUUUGUUUGGUCAUUGUGGAAGCGUAUCGCGUCAGUGACUGGGCCCCACCCUUCCAGGUUACUGCUUAUUCUGCUCGAGGCAGUGUGGGCCUCUUGGGCAGUGCAUCAUGGGGCUUAAGCCCUUCAGGUAUGCAAGGCGGCUACCUGGUAGUCUUUGCACACCUUUUCCAAAUUUUACAGAGUACACACCUUUUGCGUCUUCUGACGCUUCUCUGGGGCGUAGAGUUUUGUAGACAGCGGUUCUCUGAUUGGCCAGAGGUUCUUGUUUAUGCCCACCCUUGGGAUUGCUCUGUAACGUCCUAUGGUCAAAGCCUGUGUCCCCCAAUGAUACAGAUGAGAAAAAAAGAUUUUACGGUAAGUACAAAAAUCUAGUUCUCUUCCAUUCAUUGGGGGACACAGCUCUCCCACCCGUUCUAUUUUAGAGGCCUUUUCUGGCCUGCGUGGUUCUGGGUUUGUUCAUAGUUUGGUUUUUCCUGGUUUUUGUCUUGCUACUGCUUUUGCACUGACUGAUUUAAGCUUAGUCCCUGUAGGAAGGAUAUAGCUGAAGGGAAGGAGCUCACACCUUUGUGUUUAGUGUCCGCCUCCUAGUGUCAACAGCUAUACCCAUAGUCAAGCCUAUGUCUCCCAAUAAACAGAAGAGAAACCGAUUUUACGGUAAGUACAAAAAUCUAGUUAUUUCUGUAAGAUAAUGAAAAUAAGAUAUGGCGACAAUUAUACCAAUGUAGGAAUCUCUUCACGUAAAUGAUUAAUUCUUGCAUUUUUAACAUUUUAUUACUAUAAAUCAGUACUUAAUUUGAAUUAAAGGUUUUAUUCGC
Molecule: messenger RNA, 7320 nt
Organism: Bufo gargarizans (Asiatic toad)
Lineage: Eukaryota; Metazoa; Chordata; Amphibia; Anura; Bufonidae
Gene: CDC37L1
Product: cell division cycle 37 like 1
Exons: 7
Coding region: 140-991 (283 amino acids)
Biological process (GO): protein folding; protein stabilization
Cellular component (GO): cytoplasm
Molecular function (GO): protein-folding chaperone binding; heat shock protein binding
Source: RefSeq, a predicted model, not a curated record